ACUAUUCCUAUCCCUAGUGUUCAUGUAAUUUUUGACAGCUAACUUGACAUUGACAUCUGAGGCCAUCGAAAAAUCCAUUUUCUUUCAUUCCAAAUUCGAAAUAUUUCGAUUGGUUUGUGUCUUUCCAUUGUUUCAAUAAAAUUAACGAAAUGGCCGGUGCAGUCGCUAAAGUGCCGUCUUUAAUCAACACGGCUCUCGCUAACGCCAGGCCGAAAUUCAACAUCUUCAUGAAAUACGCCAAAGUGGAGAUGGCCCCACCUAAGCUGAGUGAAAUUCCUCAGAUCAGGGCAGGUAUUGGCAAGUUGUUGUCAAGUGCCAAGUCUGGAGCAUGGAAGGACCAGACAGUGAAGCAGGCCACGUUAAAUGUGCUUGUCGGAGCUGAAGUUCUUUUCUGGUUCUACAUUGGAGAAUGCAUCGGCAAACGCCACCUUGUUGGCUACAAAGUUUAAAUUAUUUUUAAGUGCAAAUCUGUAGAUAUUAUGUUCCAUGUAAUAAAUUAACAUCAAGGUA
Molecule: messenger RNA, 510 nt
Organism: Manduca sexta (tobacco hornworm)
Lineage: Eukaryota; Metazoa; Arthropoda; Insecta; Lepidoptera; Sphingidae
Gene: ATPsynG
Product: ATP synthase subunit g, mitochondrial
Exons: 2
Coding region: 150-449 (99 amino acids)
Biological process (GO): proton motive force-driven ATP synthesis
Molecular function (GO): proton transmembrane transporter activity
Source: RefSeq, a predicted model, not a curated record